AUGGCGCGACACGAUCCUAAUCCAUUUGCUGAUGAAGAGAUCAAUCCUUUCGCGAAUCAUACAAGUGUUCCUCCUGCAAGCAACUCCUAUCUCAAACCGCUUCCACCGGAACCUUAUGAUCGUGGUGUUACCGUUGACAUCCCUUUGGAUUCCGGCAAGGAUCUUCGAGCUAAAGAGAUGGAACUUCAGGCUAAGGAGAAUGAAUUGAAGCGGAAAGAGCAGGAGCUUAAAAGAAGAGAAGACGCAAUAGCCCAAUCUGGAGUUGUCAUUGAGGUGAAGAAUUGGCCGGAGUUUUUCCCUCUAAUUCAUCAUGACAUUCCAAACGAGAUUCCAAUUCACUUACAGAAGAUCCAAUACGUCGCAUUCACCACAUUGUUAGGUUUAAUAGGAUGUCUCCUGUGGAAUAUUGUGGCAGUAACUGUAGCUUGGAUCAACGGAGAAGGUCCCACUAUAUGGCUUCUCUCAAUCAUCUACUUCAUUGCUGGGGUCCCUGGGGCUUACGUCUUAUGGUACCGUCCUCUUUACCGAGCUACAAGAACUGAUAGUGCCCUCAAGUUUGGAACUUUUUUCUUGUUUUAUGUGUUUCACAUUGCGUUUUGCGGCUUUGCUGCAGUUGCUCCACCAGUCAUCUUUCAAGGAAAGUCUCUCACAGGUUUCUUGCCAGCACUUGAGCUUCUAACUACUAAUGCCGCAGUUGGUAUAAUGUAUUUCAUUGGUGCGGGGUUCUUCUGCAUCGAAACACUUCUCAAUAUCUGGGUCAUUCAGCAAGUAUAUGCAUACUUCCGAGGGAGUGGCAAAGCUGCAGAGAUGAAGCGCGAAGCUACACAUUCCACAUUGAUGCGUGCACUAUGA
Molecule: messenger RNA, 852 nt
Organism: Arabis nemorensis
Lineage: Eukaryota; Viridiplantae; Streptophyta; Magnoliopsida; Brassicales; Brassicaceae
Source: the annotation of a GenBank genome assembly